CGAGGACGAAGUGGGCUGAAGAGCGAGACGAGCAGCAGAUAAAUACGAGACAUACAUUUCCCCUCCUUCUGCUCUUCCCUGGACCCCCAGCCCUGCUUGACCCCGUGUCUUCUUUGCCAGCCUUGGAGGGGGCACGUUUUUCGGCCUCUGCUGCCUCCUGACCGGCUGCUCCACCUUCGAAGAGGCUCUCGAAAUGGCAUCCCACGGAGACAGCACCAAAGUGGACAAACUCGUGCGGGAUAUUUACGGAGGGGACUACGAGCGCUUUGGGCUGCCCGGUUGGACCAUCGCAUCCAGCUUUGGAAACAUGAUGAGCAAAGAGAAGCGAGAUGCCGCCAGUAAGGAGGACCUGGCCCGGGCAGCCUUGAUCACCAUCACCAACAACAUUGGCUCCAUCGCACGGAUGUGCGCGCUGAAUGAGGUACAGAAUAGUGGGAGCUCAGGGGUUGAACUGUGGGGUCCUUUGGUGCUCUCUGAGCUGGGUGGUUUUCUUGCAGACGUUUCAUGACCCAACUAGGUAACAUCAUCGGGGCUAGAAGGGAGUGGGGUUUGUGGAGGAGGAGGAGGAGGCCGACUGCGGGGUCUUUGGUGGUCUCUAAACUUGGUUGCAUUCUUGCAGGCAUUUCAUGACCCAACUAGGUAACAUCAUCAGGGCUAGAAGGAAGUGGUGUG
Notechis scutatus (mainland tiger snake) is the source of this 672-nucleotide messenger RNA. The record is from RefSeq and is a predicted model, not a curated record. NCBI's taxonomy places the organism in Eukaryota, Metazoa, Chordata, Lepidosauria, Squamata, Elapidae.